UGUAUCCACAGCUAAGCUAGCUAGCUGCUCUCCACCAUGGCUGGCUCCCUCAAGCUUUCAUCGCCUUCUUCUCCUUCUUCUUCUUCUUCAUCAGCCCAUAUGAAGCUCAGAACCCUAAUCCACAGCCUCAUCCUCUCGCACGUGUGCCGCCUCGCACGUGCCCUCUCCAAGGCCAAGUCCAUCCUCAUCCACGUCUGCAAGGAAAUCCAGCUCGACGCCCAGUUCAUGGAGCCCUUGAUGAUGAUGAUGAAGAGGAGCAAGAGCGGCUGCAGGAGCAGGACCCAGACCCAGAACCAGAAGCUCUUCUACGGCUCGUUCAGGCUGCACUACAACUGGUGCUCCUCUCACCUGUACUACGACGCCACCUGGAGCUCCAUCAUUGGGGCUGGGGUCGAAGAAGAUGGCUGCGGCUGCGAUGGUGAUCAAGAUCACCACCAGUCACAGCUCUCUGGGUACCUCCAGUGGCUGGAGGAGAGGAGGGUCCAUGAGAAAUCUGCAGCUGCAGGGGAUCACCAUCACCAUCCCAAUGACAUUGACAAGCUGGCAGACGUGUUCAUAGCGAGCUGCCAUGAGAAGUUCAGGCUGGAGAAGCAAGAGUCCUACCGGAGAUUCCAGGAGAUGAUGGCUCGAAGUAUUUGAGCUGCUGCUGACGACUUACUGCCCUUUAAUUUUCUUAUCUUCUUUACAUUAAUUGGUUCUGUACAAUCAAUCUCACUGCCCGAACUACGGACUAGAGUUGUAGUCUAAUCAUAGGUGUUCGAGAUCUCGAGUUUGAGUCUCGGUAUAAUUAAUAAAAGAAAAAUUGAUCUCAAGGGGGUGGGACAGUAGCUUUGCCCCAAAAACUUGAAAGAAA
Molecule: messenger RNA, 853 nt
Organism: Diospyros lotus (date-plum)
Lineage: Eukaryota; Viridiplantae; Streptophyta; Magnoliopsida; Ericales; Ebenaceae
Exons: 1
Coding region: 37-639 (200 amino acids)
Source: RefSeq, a predicted model, not a curated record